This is a messenger RNA of Rhinolophus ferrumequinum (greater horseshoe bat), 1935 nucleotides long. It is a transcript of the gene ZNF350, whose product is annotated as zinc finger protein 350. Gene Ontology annotation, molecular function: RNA polymerase II cis-regulatory region sequence-specific DNA binding; DNA-binding transcription repressor activity, RNA polymerase II-specific. Lineage: Eukaryota; Metazoa; Chordata; Mammalia; Chiroptera; Rhinolophidae. The coding region runs from base 128 to 1684 and encodes 518 amino acids. The transcript is spliced from 4 exons. The record is from RefSeq and is a predicted model, not a curated record. Gene Ontology annotation, biological process: negative regulation of transcription by RNA polymerase II.
UGGGUGUCAGCAUUUCCAGGGGCACACCUGACUGAUGACAGAUAUCUAGACGGAAAUUUGGAGUGGUUCCAGAAGGUACCAAGACAGAGCCUCCCCAUUGCCAGCUGUUUUCAGAAAACAGAAGAAAAUGCUCCAGGGCCAGGAGUCCCUGACAUUUGACGAUGUGGCUGUGGACUUCACAUGGGAGGAGUGGCAGCUCCUGGUCCCCGAGCAGAAGGACCUGUACCGGAACGUGAUGUUGGAGAACUACAGCCACCUGGUGUCAUUGGGGUAUCAAGCCUGCAAACCAGACAUGCUCUCCAAGUUGGAUCGAGGAGAAUCACCGUGGACAAUGGCAGAUGAAGUCCACUAUUGGACACGUUCAGAAAUCUGGAAAGAUGAUCAUCUGGAGCACUUGCAAAAUGAAAGGAUGGAGAAUAACCUAGAGCAAUGGCAUGAAUGUAACACAUUUGAAAAUUCUGUCCAUCAGAGCAAAACUCAUUUAACGUUAAGGCAAGAUCAUGAUAUGUUUGUCUCACAUGGAAAAAGCAUGAAAUCAGAUUUAACUUUACUUAACCAGAGAAGAAGCUGUGAAAUAAAGAACCCCGCUGAGCUUAGUGGAGAUGGGAAAUCCUUUCAUCAUGCUAACAGUGAACAAUUUCAGACUGCAGUUAAAUUCCCUGAAAGCCGAAAACUCAUUAGCACUAAGUCCCAACUCAUCAAGCAUCAGAAGACUCAAAAAGUAAGGAAACGUCAUGUAUGCAGUGAAUGUGGGAAAGCUUUCACGAAGAAGUGUUUGCUCACUGAUCACCAGAACCUUCAUACAGGAGAGAAGCCCCAUCAAUGUAGUCUGUGUGGGAAAGCCUUUUCCAGAAAGGUCACACUUAAUGAACAUCGGAGAUCGCACACAGGAGAGAAACCUUACAAAUGCACUGAGUGUGGCAAAGCCUUUCUCAAGAAAUCACGGCUCAAUAUACAUUACAAGAUACACACAGGAGAGAAACCCUUUAUAUGCAGUGACUGUGGGAGAGGCUUCAUCCAGAAAGGGAACCUCAUGGUACAUCAGCGGACUCAUACAGGUGAGAAACCUUAUAUAUGCAACGAAUGUGGAAAAGGCUUCAGCCAAAAAACAUCCCUCACAACACAUCAGAGAUUUCACACAGGAAAGACACCCUUUGUGUGCAGUGAAUGUGGAAAAUCCUGUUCUCAGAAAACAGGUCUCAUUAAACAUGAAAGAAUUCACACAGGAGAGAAACCCUUUGAGUGCAGUGACUGUGGGAAAGCCUUUAUCGGGAAGCCACAGCUUGUUGUUCAUCAGAGAAUUCAUACAGGAGAGCGACCCUACAGAUGCAGUGAGUGUGGGAAAGCCUUCAGAGCGAAGUCGGUCCUCAAUGAACAUCAGAAAAUUCACUCAGUCAAGGUAGAAAACCCUCUCACAGAGAGCCACAGCUCAUCACAGAGCAGUGGUCUGCAGGAGAAAAACCUUGUUAAUACGGUGACUGUGCAGGUGCCGCCUGUGGCCCCUCACACAGCAUUAAACAUCAGUGGGUUCCCAGCCAACAGGAAUGUAGUCAUAGUGGGCCAGCCCGUGGCCAGAUGUGCACCCUCAGGAGGAUUUGCACAGGACAGAAACCUGAAUGCAGUGAGUGUGGUCACGCCUUCAGUGAUCAAUUACGUCUUAUUUUAUGUUACAGCAAACCAGUAGGAAAAAACUGAGAGACACUUUCUGUGUGUAAAAGGCUUGAGCAAAAGUUUCUAGCUCUCACUGUCUGAGAAGUCAAUACUGAGAAAAAGUGUGAAAUGCUGAGACUUGGAAAGCCUGAUAUCCUAUUAAAUGUAUGCAUUGAUACGGAAGCAUAAUCUGAUGUUAACUCAAACACAUACAUCAGUUGCUCUGUUGUGGCAAAGGAAUGAAAGAAUUGAGUGAAGGAAAUAAAUGAAUGUUUAAAACAUAAU